This is a messenger RNA of Macadamia integrifolia, 5062 nucleotides long. Its product is annotated as cellulose synthase-like protein D4. NCBI's taxonomy places the organism in Eukaryota, Viridiplantae, Streptophyta, Magnoliopsida, Proteales, Proteaceae. The record is from RefSeq and is a predicted model, not a curated record. Gene Ontology annotation, cellular component: plasma membrane; trans-Golgi network. Gene Ontology annotation, biological process: plant-type primary cell wall biogenesis; cellulose biosynthetic process. Gene Ontology annotation, molecular function: cellulose synthase (UDP-forming) activity; mannan synthase activity. The coding region runs from base 1072 to 4458 and encodes 1128 amino acids. The transcript has 5 exons.
AACCUGCACAAACAUCUUCAGCGUGGUGUAGCAUGGUCUUUUUGCACCGGCUAUGUCUCAGUGCAGGUAUACACUAUUGGGUAGUGUUUUUACUUCAUUUUUUAUUAUUUUUCUUAUCAUUUCUAUGAAGACUGAAGGCAACCCUGCACCACCCCCUUUCCUCGCUCCCCAACCCCUUCACCCACCUUCACACCCUGAUUCUGAUCCAAUACCGAGACCUGAUUCAGGGUGGAUCGACCAGGUAUCCAUAUCAGCCUCAGCCAAUACUUAUACGAUACAACCGAUCCGAUACCUCUAUUACCUGUUCACGGUUUUAUUUUCCAGCUCAAUGCUAGAGUGGCAUAUCUAGGCCCUCUAUAUGUGUGCCUCGUGUACCAAAGAAGAAGGAGGUUCCUAAAUUUCCUCUCUCCCACUAAAGGAAAUUGAAUAUAUUUGAAUGCCAGUGGUAGUAUUUUGAUACCUGGAGAGGAUACAUAUAAUGAGCUUUCCCUUGAGACUAAAGGGAGGUCUCCAACAAGGCCUCCCUUCUCUCCUCCACAAACACUCUCCUUAAAACUAGCAAGAGAAAACCCAAAAAUAACAAACAAUGACUGAGUCUCUUCCCAUCCUUUCAUUGACAACCCCUUUGACCUUCUAACAAUUUUUUCCCUGCUCUGUCUCUCUUCUUUCCUUCUUUCUCUCUCUCUCAAUAUCUUUCUUCUUCAAUCAAAAUCUAUCAUUUUACCUGUUUCCCCAUCUUGCACCUUCAGUAUAGGUGGUAGACAGAGCUCCUCCAAAGAACACAUCUUCUUCAACCUACCACCAAUUAAACCAAUCUCUCUUAAACCUUAAUUCCUUGCAAAACCCUUAAUCAUCUAAACUCAUUAGAGAAGGUGUGAGAUGAUGGUUUGUAAAUUGGGUUCAGACCAGAAGACAUCAUCGUUGAUGCUGGUUUUGGUUUUUCUUUAAGGUAAUUAUGUCUCCAUUCAUUUUAUCCCAUUCUUUCUAUUUUGCUUAGAACAAUUUUAGCAUCUCAAGCAUUUGUAGAACUGAAGAAUUGAAGGAAAAAGAAGAGAGAGAGAGAGAAAAAAAAUGGCAUCUCUAGCCACAAACCCAUCAAAGAAAGCUAUAAGGGAUUCAGACUCACAGACCACAAGAAGUUCAAGUGGGCAAACGGUGAAAUUUGCAAGGAGGACUUCGAGUGGGCGUUAUGUGAGCCUUGAAGGGGAUGACCUUGACAUGUCAGGGGAGAUUCAUGGAGAUUACAUGAACUACACCGUUCACAUUCCUCCGACGCCGGAUAACCAGCCGAUGGACUCGUCGGUGGCGACGAAAGCCGAGGAACAGUAUGUAGCUAAUUCUCUAUUCACUGGAGGUUUUAACAGUGUCACCCGUGCCCACCUCAUGGACAAGGUCAUCGACUCCAAAGUGUCUCACCCUCAGAUGACCGGAUCCAAAGGUUCUGCAUGUGGCAUGCCCAACUGUGAUGGCAAGGUUAUGAGAGACGAAAGAGGAAAUGAUAUCACUCCUUGCGAAUGCAGGUUCAAAAUUUGCAGAGACUGCUUCAUGGAUGCGACAAAAGGUUCAGGUCUAUGCCCAGGGUGCAAAGAGCCAUACAAGAUUGGAGACUAUGACGACGACGAUGACAGGACGGAUAUGAAGAGUGGAAGGUUGCCAUUGCCAGGGAUAGAAGACUCAAAGAUGGAUCGUCGCAUGUCUGUGAUGAAUUCCAACAACAAUAAGUCUAUGUUGCUAAGGUCCCAAACAGGAGAAUUUGACCAUAACAGGUGGUUGUUUGAGACCAAAGGUACUUAUGGUUAUGGCAACGCCUUCUGGCCUCAGGACGGCAUGUAUGAUGACGACGAGGGGGACGAAGGGCUUCAAGGUGGAAUGGUGGAAACAGCAGAUAAACCCUGGAGGCCACUUAGUCGAGUUAUCCCUAUGCCUGCAGGAAUCAUCAGCCCUUAUAGGUUAUUGAUUGCGAUGAGGUUGGUGAUACUUGGCUUCUUUCUUUCAUGGCGUCUCCAGAACCCCAACGAGGAGGCCAUGUGGUUAUGGUAUAUGUCCGUCAUAUGCGAGGUCUGGUUCGCUUUCUCUUGGAUUCUCGACCAGAUUCCCAAGCUCUGUCCGGUUAACCGGUCCACCGAACUAGACGUGCUGAGGGACAAGUUCGAUAUGCCCACCUCCUACAAUCCAACCGGAAGGUCCGAUCUACCCGGAGUUGAUCUCUUCGUCUCAACCGCCGACCCAGAGAAGGAGCCACCUCUCGUUACAGCAAACACCAUCCUUUCAAUCCUGGCCGUUGAUUAUCCUGUUGAGAAGCUCGCCUGCUAUAUAUCUGACGAUGGUGGUGCACUCCUCACCUUUGAAGCUAUGGCCGAAGCUUGUAGUUUUGCUGACUUGUGGGUCCCAUUUUGUCGAAAACACGACAUCGAACCUAGGAACCCGGAUACCUAUUUUAACUUGAAGGGGGACCCCACAAAGAAUAAGAGACGGUUGGAUUUCGUUAAGGAUAGGAGGAGGAUCAAGAGAGAGUACGAUGAGUUAAAGGUCAGGAUUAAUGGUCUCCCAGAUUCCAUUCGGAGGAGAUCUGAUGCAUUUAACGCGAGGGAGGAGAUGAAGAUGUUGAAGCACAUGAGAGAAACCGGUGGUGAUCCAUUGGAGCCCGUUAAGGUCCAGAAAGCCACGUGGAUGGCUGAUGGGACCCACUGGCCUGGCACGUGGUCCGUCGGCUCACGUGAUCAUGCCAAAGGUGACCACGCUAGUAUCCUCCAGGUGAUGCUGAAGCCCCCAAGUCCAGAUCCUCUAAUGGGUUGUGCAGAUGAAAAGAUUAUAGACUUCACAGGUGUGGACAUAAGGCUUCCCAUGUUUGUGUACGUUUCGCGUGAGAAGCGUCAAGGCUACGACCACAACAAGAAAGCAGGAGCCAUGAACGCCCUGGUUCGUGCUUCAGCUGUUCUUUCCAAUGGCUCCUUCAUCCUCAAUCUCGAUUGUGACCAUUAUUUCUACAACUGCAAAGCCAUUCGAGAGGGUCUCUGUUUCAUGAUGGAUCGUGGAGGCGAAGACAUCUGCUAUAUUCAAUUCCCCCAAAGAUUCGAAGGUAUUGAUCCCUCUGAUCGUUACGCUAAUAACAAUACCGUCUUCUUCGACGGAAAUAUGCGAGCAUUGGAUGGUGUACAGGGUCCGUUUUAUGUCGGGACGGGAUGUAUGUUCAGGAGAUUUGCUCUGUACGGGUUCGAUCCACCGAAUGUGAAUAAAAUGGUGAAGAAUGGGGACCAAGAGACGCAUGCCCUGAAACCCACCGACUUCGAUCCUGAUCUGGACGUGACCAUGCUUCCUAAGCGAUUCGGCAAUUCGACUAUACUAGCAGAGUCCAUACCAAUCUGCGAGUUUCAAGGUCGCCCACUCGCCGAUCACCCUGCAAUCAAGUAUGGAAGGCCACCUGGAAUCCUCACAGUCCCACGCGAGCCCCUUGAUGCUACCACGGUCGCUGAGGCCGUCUCUGUGAUCUCCUGUUGGUACGAAGACAAGACAGAGUGGGGAGACCGAGUGGGUUGGAUUUAUGGAUCGGUGACGGAGGAUGUGGUGACAGGCUACCGAAUGCACAACCGUGGGUGGCGCUCCGUCUACUGCAUUACCAAACGAGACGCAUUCCGAGGAUCGGCACCCAUUAACCUCACAGAUCGGCUUCAUCAGGUGUUGCGAUGGGCUACAGGUUCCGUGGAGAUCUUCUUUUCCCGAAACAAUGCCUUACUGGCAACCAAGAAAGUCAAGUUUCUGCAACGCUUGUCUUACAUCAAUGUUGGUGUCUAUCCCUUUACUUCCCUCUUCCUGAUCGUGUAUUGCUUCCUCCCUGCACUUUCUCUCUUCUCUGGGCACUUCAUCGUGCGGACCUUGAGUGUAACUUUCCUCUUAUACCUCCUCGGCACUACUCUUUGCCUCAUCGGCGCCGCCAUUCUGGAGGUCAAGUGGUCCGGAAUUGCUCUCGAGGAGUGGUGGAGAAAUGAGCAGUUCUGGCUCAUCUCCGGCACCAGUGCCCACUUGGCCGCCGUGUUGCAGGGGCUGCUCAAGGUCAUUGCUGGGAUUGAGAUCUCUUUCACUUUGACUUCCAAAUCUGCGGGAGAUGAAAACGAGGACGCCUUCGCAGAGCUCUACAUGGUCAAGUGGACUUCUUUGAUGAUUCCUCCAAUCGUCAUCGGCAUGGUCAACAUAAUUGCGAUUGCUACUGCAUUUGCAAGGACGGUGUAUAGCUCGACCCCCCAAUGGAACAAGUUCAUUGGGGGAGCUUUCUUUAGCCUCUGGGUGUUAACUCAUCUCUAUCCCUUUGCAAAGGGGCUCAUGGGUAGGGGAGGCAAGACUCCCACCAUUGUAUUUGUUUGGUCAGGUCUGAUCGCCAUUACCUUGUCCUUGCUCUGGAUAGCCGUUAGCCCACAAAAGUCGCCUGUAGCGGCUGCUUCUUCAGGAUUUCAGUUUCCAUGACCAGAUGUUGAUCAAUUCAUCUUAAGUUUUAACUUCCACAUCACAACGAAAGCUUGACGUUUUCCCUUUUUUUUCUUCUUAUUCUUGUCUUUCUUCUAGGAGAUGGGCUCUUGAUCUAUCAUAUCUAUCUACGGAUAAAAAGUGAAACGAACAGGGCAAGGGCGCCUUCAAGUAAUAGAGAAUUGGAGGGUAGAACCGGAUCCCCUCCUCUUUUUUCUUCUUUUUUUCACUCCUAGAAACGGAGGAGCUGUUGAGAGAUGUGAUAUGAAUGUGGAAUUCUUUUUCCUCUUCCUCUUCCUCCUGCAACUAACGAUGAUGAUACCGAUAUGAUUAUUCCUGAAGAGGAUUACAAAUGGAGUGGGGGAGGUUCUUUCUGCAUCCUGUGCUACAGGGAAUUCGAGCUGAACAUUAAAGGAGGUGAGCUUCUCCUGGGGAUUGGAUUUCUAAAUUUAGUUGCAGGAUCUGGUCACAUCUAUGUUGGUUGGUCUGUUUGAGAAGAGACGCAGAAAAAAUAAAAAUAUGUAUGUACACUGGUAGCUCUUUCAUUUGUAAUGUAAGAUGAUGAAUAUAUGUAUUUUACAGAAGCUGAUUUUGAUUUUGAUUU